AUGUUGCCGCUAAAUAUGUACUGGGUUUUGAUUGUCGGAUUUUGUUUGUUCCAGAUUCAAGAGAGUUUUUCCCUUGGUCUUGCGUUUACUCCCGGAUCCAACGCUACAAGCCAUCGAGAUAUACGUAAGUAAUUCAGACCUUCAAUUUGAAGCAGUUUACAGUGACGCAGGCCUAGAUAAUAUAUUUCUCUUCUUCCUGGCAGCAAAUUCCAAAAAUGAAGAUGUCCUGCGUAAGUCAAAUGUAUAACUUCCUGCCUAUGUAGGCUACAUAUAGGCAGGAAGUUAAUCGGUAGGUAGGCAGUUCAUGAGGUAUGCCGAAAACAGGCAUACUUUAUUAAACCACAAACCGUGGCAAUAAAGACUAUAAGGCGUGUCGAAAAGUAAAACAGGAGUACUUUAUAGUCGCUAGGUGUCCAAACUGUUUACAUCUGAACAUUGUAUUUAUUGAUUUGAUAGACUUUGACCAUUGCGCACGGUUCCAUAAUUUUCAAUUGUGAGGCCAUCCUCAAUCUGGGCACUUUAUUGCGCGACUUGAAAAGAUAUUAAAGGGAACACUAAAUUGAUUUCACCCCUUUAGUUUUCUACCAGUUUGGGGGUAUUUUAGGCCAAAUUUUUAAAAAAUCAUUAUUUCUGACGGAAAGUUUUACAUGUCGAAUCCGUAUUCCUGAAGUCAACUCUAUUAUUCUUUUUUCAGCGCCAGCCAACUUCAGUCUGUUGCAAGAAACUGAAACAUUGGCCAUCGCAAGUGGAAACACUACUGGUCUUUCUUUUCAAGUUGGUAAGAAAGAGAAUUCAUUGUUUAAAACUGACU
Molecule: messenger RNA, 811 nt
Organism: Paramuricea clavata
Lineage: Eukaryota; Metazoa; Cnidaria; Anthozoa; Malacalcyonacea; Plexauridae
Source: the annotation of a GenBank genome assembly